UUAAUAAAAGGGUCUGAUCCGAGGAGACUUAGUAGAGAUGAGCAGAGAAGCCAUGCUGGGUGUGUACUGGACUGCCAUCACCGUUGUCUGCAUCGGCAUAGCUGGUGUCUCUGGAUCCAAGAUUAUCGAUGGAUAUGAAGCCACCCCCCAUAGCCGACCCUACAUGGUCUACCUGAAAUAUACUAAGGGAAACUAUAUGUUCAGCUGUGGUGCGUUCCUCAUUACCGAGAAUGUGCUGCUGACAGCUGCUCAUUGCAUAGGAGAGCGCAUGACAGCAAUACUGGGUAGUCAUAACCUUAACAACUAUGAAGCUUCCAGGCAGGAAAUAGCUGUGAGCAGGAUGAUCCCCCACGAAUUGUAUGUACCUGGAGUUGCCCAAAAUGAUAUCAUGUUGCUGCAGCUGGAACGGAAAGUCAUGAUAACACCAGAGGUGCAGCCCAUCAAAUUUUCAAGAGAUUGUGCAGACAUCUGGCCUGGAAUGCCCUGCUCGGUGGCAGGAUGGGGUCUUACUUUCACAGGUGGACCAGGCAGUAAUGUGCUCAGAGAAGUGGACGUGACCAUCCAGAAUAUCUGCCGAUCUGAACAACGCUUCAACCUGAGGAGGGGGACAGUAUUCUGUGCAAGGGGCCCUGGAAUCAAGGGGGCUUGUAGUGGAGACUCGGGAGGCCCGCUUGUCUGUAGGAACAGACGGAAUGAGCCUUUAGCUGUGGGCAUCGUGUCUUUUCGGGAUACUAACAAUGUGAAGAUCCUGCCCGUGAGGAUGUCUACACCAAUAUCUGCAUGUUUUGGCCUUGGAUUCAAAGGAAAUUGUAUGGUAUUGCUGCUGAGUGAUCUGAAGAUGGGCCAUUCAGUGCCAAUGUGCCCUCAUCUAUCACCCGGCAAUCACUGAAGAGAGAAAGAGAAGGGGAAAGAAAGUGCUCACUAUGGGCUAAAGGUGGUGCUUUCUAGCAGCAAAGGACACUAGCAGUCCUAAUCGCUUUGCAGCUUCAAUAAAUUCAGUUGUCAAACAAGA
This is a messenger RNA of Polypterus senegalus (gray bichir), 1012 nucleotides long. Its product is annotated as duodenase-1-like. Gene Ontology annotation, biological process: proteolysis. The record is from RefSeq and is a predicted model, not a curated record. Bases 38 to 889 code for a protein of 283 amino acids. NCBI's taxonomy places the organism in Eukaryota, Metazoa, Chordata, Cladistia, Polypteriformes, Polypteridae. Gene Ontology annotation, molecular function: serine-type endopeptidase activity. The transcript has 5 exons.